AUGACUUCAUUAAGAACUCUUGACUUGGGUUUCAACCAAUUAACUUCUUCAAUUCCUUUGAACUUGUGGAGGCUUAAAGAUCUCUUGUUGGUUGAUUUAUCAUCAAAUUAUCUUAAUGGCCCUCUAGCUUUAGAUAUUGGGAAUAUGAAUGUCUUGAGAGCAUUAGAUUUGUCAAAAAACCAAAUAACAGGUCGUAUCCCAGUUGCAAUUGGUGGGCUAAAAAGUAUUGAGAAUCUAUCUUUGGCAGUCAAUCGACUAGAUGGCUCAAUUCCUACAUCUAUUGGUGAAUUGCUAAGCUUAGAGGUUCUAGAUCUUUCCUACAAUAACUUAUAUGGAGAGAUUCCCAAGUCCUUAGAAGAACUCUCAUACUUGAAAUAUAUAAAUUUGUCAUUCAAUAAACUACGAGGAGAAAUUCCUUCAAGAGGACAGUUUGUACACUUCCUAGCUACAUCAUUCAUCUCAAACAAUGGACUUUGUGGUGAGGCUCGAAUGCAAGUCCCCCCAUGCAAAGGAAAAAACGCCAUAGGAAUGCGAAUACUGAAAUAUGUGUCAAUUGCAGUGGGGUUAAUGGUACUUGGAGUGUGUCUUGUAUUUUUCUCAAUAAGACGCCAUAAAAGGAAUGCUAAAUUGUCACAUGACACAAAUUCAAUACCUUUAGCAACAUGGAGGAGAAUUUCACAUCAAGAACUUAUUCGAGUAACAGAAGGGUUCAGUGCAAACAAGUUACUUGGAGAAGGGAGUUUUGGGUUUGUUUACAAAGGAACACUCUUAGAAGGUACAAUUGUUGCUAUAAAAGUUUUCAAUUUGCAAGUGGAGGGGCCAUUCAAAAGCUUUCAUAGAGAAUGUGAGGUGUUACACAAUAUUCGUCACCGGAAUCUUGUCAAAAUCAUUACCGCUUGUUGUAACAUGGACUUGAAAGCCUUGGUAUUAGAAUACAUGCCUAAUGGGAACCUAGAUAUGUGGUUGUACUCCGAAAACCAUCGCUUGAAUAUGUUACAAAGGCUAAACAUAAUGAUUGAUGUGGCAACAGCAGUAGAAUACCUUCAUCUUGGUUACACAACGCCUAUUGUUCAUUGUGAUCUGAAACCUACCAAUGUCUUAUUAGAUGAAGAUAUGGUUGGACAUGUCGCUGAUUUUGGCAUCUCCAAACUCCUUGGUGAUGGAGUUUCUCUAACACAAACAAUGACUCUCGCUACAAUUGGAUAUAUGGCACCAGGUGAGUGUUUGCUAUCCACCAUGGGAUUGGCUUUGCGUUGUUGUGCCGACUCGCCUGAACAGAGGAUUGGUAUAGAAAAUGUCUUAGCUACACUCAACAAGAUCAAAUUGAAGUUUCUCAAAGAUAUUAGUAGACGCUAA
Molecule: messenger RNA, 1356 nt
Organism: Juglans regia (Persian walnut)
Lineage: Eukaryota; Viridiplantae; Streptophyta; Magnoliopsida; Fagales; Juglandaceae
Product: putative leucine-rich repeat receptor-like serine/threonine-protein kinase At2g24130
Exons: 2
Coding region: 1-1356 (451 amino acids)
Biological process (GO): protein phosphorylation
Molecular function (GO): protein kinase activity; protein binding; ATP binding
Source: RefSeq, a predicted model, not a curated record